AGCCAGAUACGACAUGCGCUGAGGAUUCAACAGAGAAACCCCGAGAUAAUCUUCUAUCUUCCAUCCAUUAUAACAGUACAGUACCCCAGAGCCUUAGUUCCGAGGGAGACGGUUACUAGUAUUCUUCUUGUCUUAUGGAAUGUUCGGUCAAUAUGAACUCCGAGGCUUAACUCAGGGAGGUCUUUUUGCCGGGCGAACUUUCAUUCAAUCGUCAAAUUAUAGCAGCAUCUUAUUUAAAGCUGGGAGUAUAUCACUGAAUCCAAGAGCCGUAGUUCUUUCUUCACAUGGUCGCAUUAACUCUUGUAAUCGCAUCGCUCCUCAUGAGCUCUCUGCUUUAUCGAUGGUUCAGACGUCCGUCAGUCAAGCACGUCAAGGGACCACCGUCAGCCUCUUUCUGGCUAGGUAAACGAUCAUACUUUGAUGAUGCUGGUGAUCUCGAAACGAAAUGGCAUAGGGAAUAUGGCACACUUUAUCGUGUUGGGGGCUAUUUUGGGCAAGACGUCCUGGUAGUGUGCGACCCCAAGGCUUUCGAACAUAUUUUCCACAAGUCACGACCUUAUCCAAAAUCGAAGGAUACCACCUUCAUCCAGGGUCUCCUCCUUGGUCAGGGGCUUGUCACUGUCGCUAAUGAAACUCACCACCGCCAACGCAAAAUCCUGAAUGCUGCAUUCUCUCUUACGCAGCUCCGAAAAUACGAGGUUAUCUUUCAGCAAUGCUCUGACAAGCUUGUGAACGAGAUCAGGAGAACUGUGACUGGUACAGAUAAAAUCGUCAAUGUCCUUGAUUGGACAAGCAAGGCGACCCUGGACAUAGUUGGGCUAGCCUCUUUCCGGUAUGAUUUUGGUUCGCUCGAUGGUCAAACAACGGAACUAGGGCGAACAAUGAAGCAUCUUUUCACUGCCUCGCAAUCCAAUAUAACGGCACUAGAGCUUAUGCUUAUAGCUCUGAUACGAAUGCUUCCAGAUUGGGUCCUAGGAUUCCUACAGCUGAUCUCUACUCGAGAGACUCGUUUAAUCGUCAGCGUAGGAAAUGCCGCCAAGCAAACUGCCCGAGAGAUCAUGGAUAGCCUGGAUAACAAGGCGCAGACGCCAGGCGAUGACAAAGACGUCGUUAAUCUCCUAGGCGCAGCUAAUGUUCGUGUCAUAUUUCUACUUAACCUUCUUGAUGGCGACCUUUUGUGUUCCAGGACCUUCGUCAUUGCCGGGCACGAGACGUCGAGUACUAGUCUAGCCUGGCUGCUAUACGAACUCGCCGUGCAUCCUAAGCAUCAGUCCAUAAUUCGCGCAGAGCUCAAACAGUCAAAUGACUACGACUCGAUGCCAUUCUUGAACGCAGCUAUCAAAGAGGCUCUCCGUCUACACCCAAUUGCACAUUCCUUGAUACGUACCGCUCCUCAUGAUGAUGUCCUCCCUCUUUCAGGAGGUAAAACGCUUGCCAUACCCAAGGGGCAGACGCUCACUUGUUCCGCUUACCUAUACAACCGUCUGCCGUCUCUCUGGGGAGACGACGCAGAAGAGUGGAACCCCGGCCGGUUUCUUGACAAGACUCUGCCGGUCUCCCUUGGUGUGUACGCUAAUCUGAUGUCAUUUAGUGCUGGAUCUCAUUCGUGUAUCGGGUGGAGAUUUGCUGUCAUGGAAAUUCAAACAGUUUUAGCUAACCUGAUUCUGCACUUCGAAUUCAGUUUGCCCGAGGGAGGAGUCGAGGUCCUACAUUUUCCCAGAACAGGGGUCGUACCCUUUGUGAAGGGGAAAGCACAUUUAGGCUCUCAGCUACCUUUAAGGGUAAGGGUUUCACAUUAGUGAAUGAUAGUCGCUUCAGAGACUGCCAGGGGCAUCUAUUACCACCACCACCACCACCACCACCAUCACUACCGUUAAAUUAACUUGCACUUGCACAUGUACUAAAUCUUCUUUAUCCUUCCUUCUUACUUCG
Messenger RNA from Desarmillaria tabescens, 1932 nucleotides. Its product is annotated as cytochrome P450. The record is from RefSeq and is a predicted model, not a curated record. The transcript has 14 exons. Gene Ontology annotation, molecular function: iron ion binding; monooxygenase activity; oxidoreductase activity, acting on paired donors, with incorporation or reduction of molecular oxygen. Bases 285 to 1799 code for a protein of 504 amino acids. NCBI's taxonomy places the organism in Eukaryota, Fungi, Basidiomycota, Agaricomycetes, Agaricales, Physalacriaceae.